Molecule: messenger RNA, 255 nt
Organism: Ilyonectria robusta
Lineage: Eukaryota; Fungi; Ascomycota; Sordariomycetes; Hypocreales; Nectriaceae
Exons: 3
Coding region: 1-255 (84 amino acids)
Biological process (GO): mitochondrial respiratory chain complex IV assembly
Cellular component (GO): mitochondrial inner membrane
Source: RefSeq, a predicted model, not a curated record
AUGUUACAAGCUCCAGUAGGUAGUGCCUGGAGCCAAGUGCUCCCACACUCUACCUACUACGACCGCCGCCUGCGUCAAGGCCCCUCGCUCAUCCGAGCCCGACGACCAUACCUGCUCAAGAACUCUGUCACUGGCCUGGGACUUUUUGCGGUUGUGGGAAGCAUCUAUUACUACACCCUCAACGCCGUUGGCCAGGACAACUUCGACGAUGUCAAGGUGCCCGAUCAGCCUCAGAAAUCCGCCGGUUCCAAGUAA